AUGGCGGCAGGGCUUACAAUGGUGCUCCUCUUCCUCCUCUUCAUCACGCAAGCCCGGGCGCAACACAAUCCAUCAUCGAAGGUGGUCGGGGCUGUUCAUGGGGUGGCGUAUCUCAGUCCCAGACUGCAAAACCAGAUCUCCUACCACCAAAUCCACUGGCGACGCAACAACUCCGUGAAGAUCGCCAGCCGGGACAGCAGUGCGAAGGUCCAGUACCCCAACAGCACCUACAAGGGACGCCUGGAACUCUUCCCCAACAACACACUAAAAAUCAGCUCCCUGCAGAAAACUGACAGCAGCAUGUACCAGGUGUACCUGGAGGAUGAGGUGGGCAAGGAGCACAUUGAAAGCAUCCUCCUGACAGUGUACGAUCUGGUCCCGAAGCCCACUGUGAAUGCCAAAGUGAUCGGGGAUGACCCGGCAUGGUGCAAAGCCACCCUACAGUGCUCGGUGGGGCUCGAAGGGGUGACCUAUGAGUGGAUCCCCCCCAGCAAGCUCCCGCUGGAGGGUGUGGGUGCCUCUGAGCAGCAUGUCUCCUUCGACCCCUUAAUAGAAACCUACAUCUGCAAAGUCAGCAACCCUGUCUCCUCCAACAAUGCCUCGUUGACCUACAGGUACCCCUGCUCCUGGACAGGUGAGUUCUCCGCUGCUGCAUCCUGCACCACCACCAGCAUGCUGGUGGCCCUGGGACACCUCGUCCUCCUCCUCAUUCUGGCUUAAGGACGCUCUGUGGUUGACAUCUCUCCUCAUCUCAUCACCCCCCGCUGCAGGACCAGCACCUAGAUGAGGUCCCCAAACCCACUGGAUGCAGGAAGAUGUGGCUGCUCAAGCAAAACAUUAAACCAGUGUCUGUUACACCAGCACUCACUCAGCCUCAUCCACAGCCACCUGCUUCCCGCCAGCCCAGGCUCUGGCCGCUCUGCCACUGCCUUCAGGGUAGCUCUGUGCCUCAGUUUCCCUCCUCACCUUUCCUGCUUUGCUUUACUCAGAGGUCAUGUUCUCUAGAUCUGAACAUAACAGAGAUGAAGUCUGUUGCAAUGGUGUUUCGAGAACCCAGGCAACCUAAAUUGCUAAAUUCAUGGUUAACUUCUUGGAAAUCUUCCUCUCCCCAGCCCUGAGAACUGUGGGGAGACUCAAUCCGAGCCUUUCCCGGUGCUCGCCGUGGACCUGGGGGGUCCUCGGCCAUUGCCUGCUGUCAGCCUCAUCCCUUUAUGGGACCGAUGAGCAGUGCGACAGUGCAGGAUGGUGCACGACGUGUUUAGCCUGAAACCAGUGACACCAGCAUGGGUGCAGCUGGCUGCUGCCCAACCUCCAGGUCUGGAGCACCGGGGCAUCUCGAGGGGGCAGAGCUGAGGUGGCACCUUUGGC
Molecule: messenger RNA, 1368 nt
Organism: Aptenodytes forsteri (emperor penguin)
Lineage: Eukaryota; Metazoa; Chordata; Aves; Sphenisciformes; Spheniscidae
Product: CD48 antigen-like
Exons: 4
Coding region: 1-720 (239 amino acids)
Biological process (GO): T cell activation
Cellular component (GO): external side of plasma membrane
Source: RefSeq, a predicted model, not a curated record